CUGUUUGAGAAAAGCGCCACACGGCACCCGUAGCCGCAUCCCAGAUUCAGCGCUGCCGCUGCUGUCACAACAGAGAAAGAGGAUAAUAAGUUAUUAGACCGCUGACAGAAGAAUAAUCCUCUUCAUACCGACCCCAAGCCGCUAACAUUUUAUUUCAAAAUGUCUGACAAAAGUGAGCUGAAAGCAGAGUUAGAGAGAAAGAAACAACGAUUGGCCCAGAUCAGGGAGGAGAAGAAGAGGAAAGAGGAAGAACGCAAGAAGAAAGAGCUGGAUGGGCGGAAGGAGGGAGCAUCUCCUCCGCAGGAUGACUCUGAUCUGGAGAGGAAGAGGAGGGAGGCAGAAGCCCUGCUGCAGAGCAUGGGGAUAGUGGAUGCCUCCAUGGUGCAACCUCUGCGCGUGGUAACAGAGGAUACGUGUCUGUUUCACUAUUUAGUCCCCCCUCCCAUGUCCCCCUCUGCCAAAUCAGUGGGCACACCCAGCGAAACGGGCAGCCAGGACUCAGGAGACGGCGGCACAGGGCCGAGGACUCUUCAUUGGGACUCUGACCCCUCUACUCUACUGCUCCAUUCAGACUCUCAGCUCGGACGUGGCCCGCUGAAGUUGGGCAUGUCAAAGGUCACGCAGGUGGACUUCCCGCCCAAAGAGCUGGUGUCAUACUCAAAAGAAACCCAGACGCCCACACAGACUCAUCACAAAAAUGAUGAGGAAGAGGAGGACGAUUUGGCUGUGACGCAGCCUGUACUGGAGCCUCAAGAGGAGAAAGACUCUCAAAAAGAGGAAGAAGAAGCGCCUCAUGAGCUGACGGAGGAAGAGAAACAACAGAUUCUUCACUCAGAGGAAUUCGUGACUUUCUUUGACCACAGCUCUCGUAUUAUGGAGCGCGCUCUCUCUGAGCAGGUGGAUGUUUUUUUCGACUACAGUGGGCGAGACCUUCAGGAUAAAGAGGGGGAGUCUCAGGCUGGGGCCAAACUCUCCCUGAACAGACAGUUUGCAGACGAACGCUGGUCUAAACACAGAGUCGUCACCUGUCUCGACUGGUCACCACAGUACCCUGAGCUGCUGGUGGCGUCGUACUCCAGUAAUGAGGAUGCGCCACAUGAGCCGGACGGUGUGGCUCUCGUCUGGAACAUGAAAUAUAAGAAAACCACACCAGAAUAUGUCUUCCACUGCCAGUCUGCAGUGAUGUCCGCAGCGUUUGCACAGUUUCAUCCUAAUCUGGUGGUUGGAGGCACGUACUCGGGUCAGAUCGUCCUGUGGGACAACCGAAGUAACAAACGCACCCCUGUACAGAGGACUCCACUCUCAGCCUCAGCUCACACGCACCCGGUGUUCUGUGUGAAUGUGGUGGGAACUCAGAACGCUCACAAUCUCAUCAGCAUCUCCACGGAUGGGAAGAUGUGCUCCUGGAGUCUGGACAUGCUGUCUACACCACAGGACAGUCUGGAACUCGUGUUCAAACAGUCCAAGUCAGUUGCAGUGACCUCCAUGUCAUUUCCUCUGGGUGACGUCAAUAACUUUGUAGUGGGCAGUGAGGACGGGUCUGUCUACACCGCAUGUAGACAUGGCAGUAAAGCGGGCAUCAGUGAGAUGUUUGAGGGUCAUCAUGGACCAAUCACAGGGCUCGACUGCCACACAGCGGCAGGACCAGUCGACUUCUCUCACCUGUUUGUUACUUCCUCUUUUGACUGGACCGUCAAACUCUGGAGCACCAAGAACAAUAAGCCUUUGUACUCUUUUGAGGACAAUUCAGACUACGUGUAUGAUGUCAUGUGGUCACCCACACAUCCGGCUCUGUUUGCUUGUGUGGACGGGCUCGGACGUUUGGACCUGUGGAACCUUAACAAUGAAACUGAGGUUCCCACAGCAAGCGUAAGCGUGGAAGGAAACCCUGCGCUGAACCGUGUGCGCUGGGCUCACUCGGGACGAGAGGUGGCCGUCGGCGACUCUGAGGGUCAGGUGCACAUUUACGACGUUGGAGAGCAAAUUUCAGUGCCCCGGCAGGACGAGUGGACUCGCUUUGUGCGCACGCUCACUGAGAUCAACGAGAACCGUGAGGACGUAGAGGAACUGGCUGCUCAACGAUUGGCUGCAUGAUCACCAUAGCAACCCCUGCUGACCAAUGACGGUUCCCCUGCUUUUGCAUAUCUCCACCCUCUCUGAAGUUAUUUUAGUGUUACUGGAUGACAAUCUUGGGCUCUUUUUUAAUUCUAAAGGGACAAAUGGAUUAUUACAGAAAGCAAGACUUUGCUUUUAACAAAUUAAGCACUUAAGAGUUGCUAAAUUUUGGAGUAAUAUUCGUAGUGGGAUGGGAUAAACUUGGUUAACUUAGAUCAUAUCAGGUGGGAAUUAUUAUGUUUUUAUCUAUUUAUAGAAUAAGAGGCUAAUUUGCUGUGCAACAGCACUAGCACUACGAAUAUGCAAACUAAUGUACAGCAUCUUUAUAAUGAUCUAAGACACUAACAUAACCUACAGUAACUGGAGAAAUAAAUUUUUAAGAGGUGGAAUAUUUUUAACAUUCCCCUCUGGACAAACUUUCACAUUAUUGGAUUAUUUAUAGCUUUUUAACAAAUGCGUUUUGUUUUUAACUCGUAAAGACUGAACAUGUAUGUUUGUAAUAACUCAGAGCAGAAUCAGCAUACUUUCCAACAACUCAGUUCUUCUGAAUGCCUUAAAGCGAACCUUAGAAUACACAUUGCACACACACACACGCGCGUAUCCACAAACUUCCAUCACAUAGCAUUAUGUUCUCUUGGUGCUUGUUCAUCCCGGCGCUUAUGACUGAAAAAUCUUUUUUUGCCUUAGCAAAAAGUGUAAAAAAUGCCCUGUGUUUUGUCAUUUUUAAAGGGGCUGUGGUUCCUUGAUUAGUAUUUCAAAGCCUGUAGGUUUAAACUGAAAAACUUCCCUUUGGCAAAUAUUUAGACUAAUAGUGUUAUUAUUUUGCCAUUUAAUUUUACUAAUAUGUUCUACACCAAGUAGUUCAUAACCAGCUUGUCCACAAUUGAAUCCUGUUAUAUUUAUGUAUUUUAUUUUUUUUUUGUCAUUUGAAUUUAGAGACCUCCCAGCUCAUAGCGUGUAUGAUCUUACAAAAAAUUUGAAAUAUCAGUUUAUUCAUUUUCUGUGGAUUUCUAGUAGUAUUUAUCUAAUUUAUGCAUUUUCCUUGACAUUGUAUAAGCAACAACAUUUAGUUACUGACAUGAAAUCUCAAAACCUGAAAAGAGCUUCCUUUUUACGUCCACAUACAUUUAGCAUAAAAUCUUUCUGUUGGAAAGAAACAUUGGCAAUGUUUUGACAUGAAUUGAACCUAGAGUUUAAAAUAUUGUGGCCAAUUAAAGGGUUCAGAGCAUCCAAAAUGAAAAUGUACUAUAAAAAAAAAAAAAAAAACCCUGCCUUAAUCUAGACAUAUUCUGAACCAAAGCUAGUCGGUUUGUCUGUUUCCUUUGAGUGUUGUUUUACGAGUGGUGAAAUGAAGGAAGCUCUGCACCUCUGUAUCUGACAUGUGAUUACAUUCAUCAGGAUUCCCACAGUCAUGUAAAACCCAGUCAAUUCAGGGAAUUUUAAAAUUGAUAUAUUUCCAGGUCCAUAAAAAUUGUGUAAAUAAAAUCUUGGAAAGAUGUCUUGGAAAUAUCUGUAGCUUGGGAUUUCAUGAUUAGGAGCUUUUGGCUGAACUCUUUCCCCGCCAUUGACAGAAUUUCCGUCAUUUAUGACACAAAGCUUUCCCGCCAUUGACGAGCUUUUCCUGCGAUGGAAGCAUCGUAAGCUAACGUGAUCAAAAAACAGCAUAUAAAUCAAAACUGAAUGAAAUGUUGAACCCAAAGAGGUACAUGACUGUAUGAACUUUGGGGGUGUUGAUGGACUUGAUCUACUCCAUUUAGGUUUUGUGAGAAUGAUCAAAAUUGCAAGACAACUUAAAAAAAAAAAAAAAAAAAAAAAAAAAAGACAGGCGGGAAAGAGUUGUUAGACAAUAUGUUUGUGUAAACUGUUAAUACCCAUACAGUUUAUUCACAAUGAACUUGAAAAAUAAAAUGUUUAACAUAUGACAAUGACAAUAUAAAAAAAUAAAGUAUUUUAGGCAUUUAAAAUGCAUAUUCCAUUGCAUUUAUAUAUUUGCUUUGGACACAAUUGGACUUUCAAGAGCACAAUGAUCACAAGUCACCUCAAAUAAUCAAUUAUAUCACAUAAUGGUAUUUCCUUAGCUAGAAAUUGAGCUUUGUGCAUGCAAUUUCUAUAUUAUGUUUUAGAAAAAUCCAGUAAUCAUGAAUAGAAACAUAACUGGUCAAAAUGUGUGGGAACCCUGAUUUACCCGAUGACUGCAGUGAGCAGGACAAGCGUGUUGAUGCAUGUGCGUUUGAUCAUGCAACAAUUUCACUAAUUCUUUUGUAACUUGCUGUAAUAAACUCAAUAAAACCUUCACAAACUAGAAAUAAAA
This is a messenger RNA of Megalobrama amblycephala (Wuchang bream), 4426 nucleotides long. It is a transcript of the gene dync1i2b, whose product is annotated as dynein, cytoplasmic 1, intermediate chain 2b. The transcript has 17 exons. Gene Ontology annotation, cellular component: cytoplasmic dynein complex. Bases 160 to 2094 code for a protein of 644 amino acids. Gene Ontology annotation, biological process: transport along microtubule. NCBI's taxonomy places the organism in Eukaryota, Metazoa, Chordata, Actinopteri, Cypriniformes, Xenocyprididae. Gene Ontology annotation, molecular function: dynein light chain binding; dynein heavy chain binding. The record is from RefSeq and is a predicted model, not a curated record.